Styela clava is the source of this 3702-nucleotide messenger RNA. The record is from RefSeq and is a predicted model, not a curated record. NCBI's taxonomy places the organism in Eukaryota, Metazoa, Chordata, Ascidiacea, Stolidobranchia, Styelidae.
UAUAUAUAGCAAAAUGUUUUCAUAUUAUAUUUAUUGCAGCUGGAUAGAUGGGAGUAUUCGAAUACAUAAUUAAACUGCAUCAUGCAAUUUCUAAAAAUAAUCCAAUGUUUGUUGAACUUUUUUCUAAUAGGAUAGCUUUUACAUUGGCCAAAAUAGUACUAAUUUGUGAACGUUGCUAUACAUAGAAAAAAUAUAAAAGAUUUGAAUCUUUAGAUCUUAUAACAUUGUGUAUAGAAGUUUAUUUUGUUUUGGUUAAUUAAAUAACAUCUUUCCUGGUAUAUUGUAAUUAUUUGAUGUUAAUUCCAUAAAAUUACCGCGGUUCUGUGCAAAUUCACGGAUCGUGAAUAUACAAACAUAACUAUAAGUAUUUAACCAACAUUAAACCCAAUAGUGUAAUAUCUAUUUUUCUAUUCAAAUGUGUGUUAGCGUUACAAUAUCGUAACGCGACGAUUUUGGCAGGAGAUUUCAGAUAAUGAGUUAAGACAUUAAUAUAUUUUAUAACGGAAGAUUCGCUAAUUAAAAUUAAUCUUCGAUAGAAGAAUUCAGUGGUUUUUGCUGAGAACUAAAGAUAUGAACAAUUCUAUCAUUCUUCCAUCUUCAUCGUUGACAACAAAACUAUUUAACACAAGCAAUACAACAUCUUUUGAAGGAUUAACUACAAAAAGCGGGCAGAGAAAUGAUUUUUUGACGCUUGCUGGAGCAAUUUCAUGUUGUACUAUUGUGGGUAUAUUAUUUGUAUUUGGAAUUUUUGCAAAUGCAUUGACAAUACUUGUUGUAAAAAAGUCAGCAGAUUUAAAAACAUCUGCGUUCAACGUAAUAAUAUGUAGUCUUGCAUUUUCGGAUUUCAUAUCUGCUUGGAAUAGUCCGUUUGCAGUUUAUCGAUCAACAUUCGGUUAUCGCUUAUACUAUUUACCAACAUUUUUUUGCAAGACGACAAUGGCUUUUAAAUUUUGGACCAGUUGUGUAACUAUUCAACAUAUUCUUGUGUUUACAAUACUUCGUAUUGCUGCAAUAAAAUUUCCUCAUCGUAUGAAGAUAUUUACCGUCUAUAAAGCAAAGAUACUUGUGAUGGUUAUUUGGAUAGAAACAUUUUUGGCAAAUUUUAUUUUCUACUUCUGGUUCCCAUACGUUUAUUCUGCAGAUGAAUUCAAUCCUGUAGGCGUUGGAUGUAGUGCACACAAGGAUCAGAUGAAGUACAUAACUAUAUAUACAAAUAUAGCCUUUCCAAUAUUUCUUUGGUCUCCAAUAUUAACAGUUGUUCUGUUAACAUUUGUAUUAAUUUGCUUGGUGAUACAAAGAAAAAGACUUCGCCAGAAAGAUAGAGGAUCUGAUGUUGAUGUGAGCAAAGAAAAUUUUGCUCUUCUACAGCUUUCACUCAUACUGUUGUCAUUUUUGAUCGGAUAUCUUCCCGAUGCAGGUUAUCGAUUAGCGGCGAGAAUUCGAUUCGAAAACGGCCAAAAAUUUGUUGAAAGACAAACAUGGAUACUUAAAUUAUCAUCACUUUUGUGCUUGAGAAUAUCCGAAUGUUUAAAUCCUAUAUUCUACAACAUUGCAUCAAGCACAAUGCGGAAAGCCACAAAGACAUAUGUGACAACAAAACUUUGUUUUAAACAAACUAAACAAGACAACAAUACAACAAAUGCAGAUGCCCCACCAAGAUCCACUAACAAACAAGUGUAAAUAAAUCCUUGAAUCAUCUGAGUUUAGUGAUGUAUCGACGCAGAAAACUGUAAUAAUUGCCUCACUGUCGAAUAUUAUUGGAUCUCCGCUAUAUGGGACCCUUAUUAUCGGUCGUUCUGUCUGUCUGUCCAAGCUCUAGCGUAUUAAUGGCUCGAUCUAUCUAGAUGAAAUUUUACACGUGGGUUAUCCAGUCACCCUAGUACUGUGCGUUUUAUUGAAAGUCCGGAUUGAAGUUUCGUUUCCAUGGCAACAACAAAAAACCGCGCCGGUCGUUGUGAAGUUUCCAAUUUUUUCACAAUGUAUUUGCACACAGUGUACAGUAUAUCACUUACGCGAGAAUGUUUACGAAACACGCAGUGCUUAAAUGGACUGGCAGUUUCGGUAACCCGUUCCAUAAAUCUCGCUGCCAUUAUAGAUCCGCAAGUUUCUAUGGGUGGUAACCGGUUGCAUGAUUGCGGGUUUCAAAUAUAAGCGGAGAUUCUAGACGCAUACCGGUUGCUACUGAUCAUGAUUAAAUUCCUAAGAUAUGUAAUAUUUUAAUUUAAUUUUCUAUAUUUCCAGUAAAUUACUCGUAUAUUUCAAAUCAAUAUUAAUAACUUGAACUUUGACAUUAAAAUGCAAAUGUACCUGAUUUAUUUUUAUUAAAUAUGUAUGUAAUAGAUGUAUAAUUGUACAAAAUGCAUUUGGUUUGUCAUUUUUAUUAAGUCAAUUAUAUUAUGUAUAAUAAUAAUUAUUUUUACUUGACCAUAUUACUUGAUUAAAUACAUGUUAUAAAUUCAUAUUUCAAAAUUCAUAUUUGUUGAUGAAGCGCACCGACUUUUAGGUAUGAUUGUUAUGUCCUCAUAUAUAUGUUCUAACAAACAUUUGUUGUAUUCAGCCAAGUGUUCUAAAUGUGUUACUUUCUGCAAAAAUUGAGUCAAAUUUGUUUCACAACAAAGUCACAAACAUACAUAGGUUGAGAAAAACUAGAUAUAUGAUAUUUAUGAUAUCCGAGACCGAAAUUUGUUUCUGACAAUGACUUCACAUUGGUUUUGAAAUGUAUCUGAAUUGAUUUGGCCCAAACAUCAUACAUUUCAUUCAGAACAAAUUGGUAGCUCAUGAGAACUCAAACAACUUGCAUUUGUAUAAAUGGACUUUGAUUGCAAUCAGUUUCAGCGCUCAUUGAAACAAUGGAGACGGAAUUAUCAAUGACAAAAAACGAUGGCGUGGUUUCGUUUAUUUCAUAAAAAAAACUUUUAUUUAUUUAAAUUACUUGAUCUGAGUUUGCGUUGGGAUAGGCUUCAAAUAAACAUGAAAGACCUUACUUAAACAUAAUAAUGAAUUUUGCAUAGUUCGGGAUCAUGCUUAGUAAAAAAAGGUCACGCAUUGAACCUUUGAUUAACCCGUUUUGGUCCGGAAAUAAUUUUUGAUAUAAAUGUAUUAUGAAAUGAAUAGCUGAACAAGUAAACUUUAAAAUUAAUUUUGUUCACAUAUUCUAAGCAAGGUAUUUAUAAUAGUGCACCGUACAGCCUUAGUUUAUUUUUUGUGAAGUAUGUAUUUCAUAAUUGGUUCGGUACCCGAAACAAAAAUAGAAUUGAUGAAAGCUUGUUUCUAAACUACAAUAACAAUAAUAGUUCUGGAUAAUGUUUGCAAUUCGAAUAUGUCCGAAUCACCUUUGUAUACAGUAAGAAAUCCAAGGAUUUGUCGCCCGAUAUUGAUGCAAACUGUCGGAGAAGUUCGAAGUAUAAACAAAGAGAUGCAUUCAUGGGUGAUGUUUUUAACGCCAUUUGCAGCCGACUAGUAGUAAAUAUUUCUAAAAAGAAAUGUAAAAGGUUAUCAAUACUUACUAAAUUUGAUUCUAAAUUUUAAUUACAAUGCUUUAUUCGGAGAAAUACACGUUUAUUGAAAUUGAUUUUACAAAGAUUUCGUUCAAAUUUGUUAAAAAUAUAUAUAAUGUUGUCACCAGCUUUUCGAACUCUGAAUCGACAACUCAUGAAUUCAGUUUCGGUAUUAUUUCUUAUAUAUUAAUGAGAAAUAAAAAUU